Messenger RNA from Jaculus jaculus (lesser Egyptian jerboa), 3196 nucleotides. RefSeq names its product keratin 80 (gene Krt80). The record is from RefSeq and is a predicted model, not a curated record. The coding region runs from base 1 to 1359 and encodes 452 amino acids. Gene Ontology annotation, molecular function: structural constituent of skin epidermis. The transcript has 9 exons. Gene Ontology annotation, cellular component: keratin filament. Gene Ontology annotation, biological process: keratinization; intermediate filament organization. NCBI's taxonomy places the organism in Eukaryota, Metazoa, Chordata, Mammalia, Rodentia, Dipodidae.
AUGGCCGGCCGCUCCUGCGUCGUUGGCUUCAGCAGCCUGAGCGGCUGUGAGGUGACCCCUGCGGGCAGCCCCUGGCCUGGGACCUCGGGAUGGGGCAACUGCGGGUCUCCGGGGCUGGGCUUCGGCUCUCGAAGCCUCACGGGCUGCAAGCCAGCUGGUAACAUCUCCAAGGUGACCGUGAACUCCAGCCUGCUAGUACCCCUGGACCUCAAGGUGGACCCAGCCAUCCAAGUGCAGAAGAACCAGGAGAAGGAGGAGAUGAAGGUCCUCAAUGAUAAAUUUGCCUCCCUGAUUGGCAAGGUACAAGCUCUGGAGCAACGCAACCAGCUUCUGGAGACUCGCUGGAACUUUCUGCGGGACCAGGGCUCGGCCACCUUCGACCUCAGCCACCACUACGAGUCGUUCCAGGGCCGGCUGCAGGAGGAGCUGCGCAAAGUGAAGCAGGAGCGGGGACAGCUGGAGGCCAACCUGCUGCAGGUGUUGGAGAAGGUGGAGGAGUUUCGUAUCAGGUAUGAGGAUGAGAUCUCCAAGCGCACAGAACUGGAGUUCACCUUUGUCCAGCUAAAGAAGGACCUGGACACAGAGUGUCUUCGACGGACUGAACUGGAAACCAAACUGAAAGGCCUGCAGAGCUUCGUGGAGCUGAUGAAAACCGUCUAUGAGCAGGAACUGAAAGACCUGGCCGCGCACGUGAAUGACGUUUCCGUGACUGUGGGCUUGGACAGCCGGUGCCACAUUGACCUGAGCGGCAUCGUAGAAGAGGUGAAGGCCCAGUACGAUGCCAUAGCUGCCCGCAGCCUGGAGGAAGCCGAGGCGUUCUCACGGAGCCAGCUGGAGGAGCGGGUGAGCCGCUCGGCUGAGUUCGGGAGCACCCUCCAGAGCAGCCGCAGUGAGAUCGCAGACCUCAAUGUGCGCAUCCAGAAGCUCAGAUCCCAGAUCCUGUCCAUCAAGAGCCACUGCCUGAAACUGGAAGAGAACAUCAAGAUGGCCGAGGAGCAGGGCGAGCUGGCCUUCCAUGACGCCAAGAACAAGCUGGCCCAGCUGGAGGAGGCCCUGCAGAAGGCCAAGCAGGACAUGGCCCGGCAGCUGAGGGAUUACCAGGAGCUCAUGAACACCAAGCUGGCCCUGGACAUAGAGAUCGCCACCUACCGCAAGCUGGUGGAGGGCGAGGAGAGCCGAAUGGAUCUGCCCCCUACCACCAUGGUCAGUGCCGUACAAUCCCGAUGCAGAACCGCUGUUUCCAAGUCCAACCUUCCGAAGGCCCCCUCCCGGAAGAAGAAGACCCGCCGAGGCCCCGUCCUCAAAAUCACCGAAAUGUCAGAGAAAUACCUCUCACAGGAAUCAGAGGCCUCAGAAUAAGGCGGCUGCGCCCCGAGCCUCAAGCCACCCCCACUCCUACUUGAAGACAGAGGGGCUUAAACUAGGCUCAGGAAAUCAGCUCGUUCCUUUAAUCCCAGCACUUGGGAGGCAGAGGUAGGAGGAUCGCCGUGAGUUCGAGGCCACCCUGAGACUACAUAGUGAAUUCCAGGUCAGCCUGGACUACAGCGAGACCCCCACCUCAAACACACACACACACACACACACACAAAGAAAGAAAGAAAGAAAAAAAGAAACCAGCUCUGAGCCUCCAGGUUGGGAGGGGUGACUAAACCUAAUACUGAACUAAAAAAGAAGGGCUCCUGACAAAGGGUGACCUUUGUCAGGAUGGCAAGGGGUGCCAGCCCCACUCCACAUCAGUGUUACAGUACCCACUUCCAACCUUCUGGCCACAAGUUUUGCUGGCUGGUAACUGGGACUUUGGGGUCACCCUGCAGCACGUCUGUACUCCCCUCUUCCCACAUAGGCUCUGACGAGGUGCUUUGACUUUUGCCGGAUGCUUGCCCUGACCUUCUGCCAUAGCCUUGCCUUGCCUCUGCCUUAGAACAAAGGCUGGUACCCUCACUCCCCACCCAAACUGCGGGCUGGGCCGGAAGGGACCGAACACCCAAGCUUUGUCCCGCAUGUGGAGUCACUAGGAGCUGGGUGCUGAGAACCCCUAGCUUUCCUGUUCUUGAGCAGCCCAGACAUCUGACAGUAUUAGGGGCGAGGGAAGGAGGGGCCCGCAGUCUGAGACUGAAGCCAGGACCACAGAGUAGCUCACACCCCCCACCCUCCCCCUCCUCUCACAGCCUAGCCCAGGAGGUCACAGUCAGGACUGGACUUCAAAGCUACUCUCACUGUGGCCAGCUCCCUGGGAGUGGCAAGCUGAGACCAGGCCCUCUCUUCACAUCCCUGCCACCAAGCCUGUGAUCUGGGCUCUCUGCCCCAGCCCAGCUCUCUCCAGCCUCAACUUCUCUCUUUGAUGCACCAGGUCCUAGAGCCCCUGAGCCCACGCUGCUGGAAACCCCUCUUCCCAAGGCCCCUGUCUCGUCCCCUCUGUGCCAAGGACUCGGGACACCCCGCUCCUUGGACCUUCUGCUCUUCUUUUGCGUCCUCCUCUACCCCUCCCUUCUUCCCCAGCUACUCCUCCUGCCUCGGGUGGGCCAUGAAGAAAGCACAGCUCAGGCAGGUCUGGAAGCUUCUGAGCCCUUAGGGUGGGCUAGGGAACCCCACGGACAGCUUUGAAAGGGCUCCAUCUGUGAGAGCCAUUCCGCAUACAACCAGAUCUGGAGUUGGCAGGAGACUCCCUGCUUCCUCUCCUUGGCUCUCACCUCUGGGGCUUGCAGGGGAGCACGGAAGUGCCUGCCCCCAGUCCACAGGCAGCUCCCCUCCAGUGUCCCCUUCUCUGCCCCUGCCCUUUGUCAUCUUCCCCCACCCCUGCUUCACCUCCUGUCUCACCUCCUAGCCUGUCUCCCACCCUUUCUCAUCUCACCUUCCAGGACAAGGUGUCCUAUGGCCAUGGCCCUUCAGGCCUCCAGGGGCCCUGCAAGGCUACCGACUCAGGCCAGAGGGAAUCCAGCCGUAUACUCAACCAGAACUCUCAAAAAAGGGCUCACUGCUGCUUUCUCUCGGGCUAUUUAUCCGUUUCCGGGGGGACAAAUCCUCAGUGGGGAUAUGAGAUAUAAAAAGUAUGUAUUUUUUUUCCCUAACUUAUAUGGCUUUUAACUUAUUGCUUCCCUUCCUGUUUCCACGUGAUCAGCGCUAUGUGUCUAUCUGGAUGUAGAGAACUCAUACCCCAGCCAUCCACCAGACUGGCUGACUCUCUGCAAAGGGGUGA